UCUCUCUCUCUCUAUCUAUCUUGAGGUUAUUUUGCACUUCCUCCCCUCUUUCCUCCUUCCCGAAAUGAACACGAGACACGUUGAGCUUCUCCAUCUCUCCCACCAACCCUAGUAAUCCCCCACUUUAUCCACAAACCAAUCCAACCCAUAAUUGAUCUCUAUAUCAAUCAGUGAGAGAGAGAUAGCAGAGAGAGAGAGAGAGAGAGAGAUCAUGAGAGACCCAGGUCCAGCUUCAGCUUCAAGGGGCAAGGGCACGGGUACAACAACGCCAUGUUGCAGCAAGGUGGGGAUAAAGAGAGGGCCAUGGACGCCGGAGGAAGACGAGGUCCUCGCCGGCUUCGUGAGGAGGGAAGGCGAGGGACAGUGGCGCACCCUCCCGAAGCGCGCUGGCCUCCAGCGCUGCGGCAAGAGCUGCCGCCUCCGCUGGAUGAACUACCUCCGCCCCUCCGUCAAGAGAGGCCACAUCGCUCCCGAUGAGGAGGACCUCAUCCUCCGCCUCCACCGCCUCCUUGGAAACAGGUGGUCUUUGAUAGCUGGAAGAAUCCCAGGCCGCACUGACAACGAGAUCAAGAACUAUUGGAACACCCACCUAAGCAAAAAGCUCAUCAGCCAAGGAAUUGAUCCCCGGACUCACAAGCCAUUAUUGAACCAUAACCCCAGCUCUUCACCAGCCCAUGUACAAGAUAAUUAUAAUGCUUCAACAUUCACACCGAAAGCAACUUACCCUAAUCGUUCAGUACCAGUGGAAGAAACCGGUGACGAGAACGAUCUGAAAGCGGUGGACGGCCAGCUGGGUCAGCCUCAAAACAGCGGUGUCCAAGCACACAACAACAAGAACUGGCAAAAUGUGGAGGGACUGAUGAUGAUGAACAGCCUUGGCCAGAGUUAUGCUGAUCAUAACUGCAAUAACGAGGACAUAUUCUCUUCAUUUCUGGAUUCGCUCAUGGAGGACGAGUACGCAAAUCAGUAUCACCGGGGUCCAACUGUCCACCCAGCGCAGUUUGUGCCCGCGGUUUCUUUGGCUUCCACGGUGAGCUUCAAUCACGGCAAUGCCACCUGGGAAUUACCAGGACUCAGACCUGAAACGGAAAGCCUUGGUGAUCAACAAAACGCGGUUCUAUACAAUAACCACCUACUGUGACACGCCGAUCGUGUGAAGAUUAAGGAUAGACAUUUCCUAAAUUUGGAUCAGCUCUGAUUAGACAGGUCAUGUUAUAUAUCUACAAUGAACAUCUCUGGUACUUGGUGCUCCAGUUAAGCUCAAGUGUCUUUGUUUUUCAAGCGACACUUGUAUAGUAGGAGAUAUUGGGUCUUGCUAUGCUGUGUUGUCAAAAAAAUUUAAGGAAACGUUGUUGUUUUACGUUCGCAGAUUUUUAUGAUAAUGCGUUUGAUGUAAUGCGGGCAAGUAUUCUUGCUAAUUUCUCUGCUCUUUUCUUGAUCUAUC
Rhodamnia argentea is the source of this 1444-nucleotide messenger RNA. Its product is annotated as transcription repressor MYB5-like. The coding region runs from base 212 to 1141 and encodes 309 amino acids. The record is from RefSeq and is a predicted model, not a curated record. Lineage: Eukaryota; Viridiplantae; Streptophyta; Magnoliopsida; Myrtales; Myrtaceae. The transcript is spliced from 2 exons.